Molecule: messenger RNA, 1288 nt
Organism: Bombus pascuorum
Lineage: Eukaryota; Metazoa; Arthropoda; Insecta; Hymenoptera; Apidae
Product: methionyl-tRNA formyltransferase, mitochondrial
Exons: 6
Coding region: 30-1127 (365 amino acids)
Biological process (GO): biosynthetic process; conversion of methionyl-tRNA to N-formyl-methionyl-tRNA
Cellular component (GO): mitochondrion
Molecular function (GO): methionyl-tRNA formyltransferase activity
Source: RefSeq, a predicted model, not a curated record
GGUGUUCCAUAGAUUGUGAAAACAUAACCAUGUAUUUAAUUUUCAACCGUGCAGUGUAUAACAUAACACCAUUUUUAUAUUCGUUAAAAGAAGUAAAUAAAAUAUUUCUUCUAACUUUUAAUUCGAAAAUAUAUAAUAAACAUUAUAUUUGUUAUAGUCAAUCACAUAAAAAACAGCAAAGUGGUGCAUGGAAGGUAUUAUUUUUUGGCACAGAUGAAUUUGCUGUCGAAAGUUUGAAAGUCUUGUAUAGCAAAUAUAGAUCUAAGGAACUGGAACGACUAGAAAUUGUUACUGUCAAUCAAAAAAAGGAAAAUUCUGUCACAAAGUAUGCAAAAGAAAAUAAAAUUAUUGUAAAUAAAUGGCCAGUUGAAAUUAAUAAAUCAGAGUUUCAUAUAGGAAUAGUUGUUUCAUUUGGACAUUUAAUACCAUCCAAGAUCAUAAAUGCAUUUCCACUAGGUAUGUUGAAUGUACAUGGUAGUUUAUUACCAAGAUGGAGAGGAGCAGCUCCAAUAAUACACACGUUAAUAAAUGGAGAUUCAAAAACUGGUGUCACAGUAAUGAAAAUAAUGCCAAAAAAAUUUGAUACAGGAGAAAUAAUAUUGCAGAAAGCAAUGGAUAUUGAUGAACAUGAAACUCUGCCAGAAUUAUAUACAAAGUUAGCAAAACUUGGUGCAAAUCUUUUAAAAGAAACGUUUGAAAAUUUAUUAGAAUUAUUAAAAUCUGCAAGACCUCAAGAUGAACAAAAUGUAACAUAUGCACCAAAAAUAACAUCAAAAAUAUCUUUAGUUAAUUGGAAUAAAAUGUCUGCAACAAAUGUUUAUAACUUACAUCGUGCUCUUGUGGGUUUAUACCCUUUAACUACUUCAUUUCAAAACACAAAAAUAAAGUUACUUGAUGUUCAUAAAAUUGAAUCAGAAUCAAUAGUAACAGAACUUGAAGGAGCAGAACCAGGAACCGUGAUAUAUAAUAAAAAGAAUAAUGCAUUGGUUAUAAAGUGUAAAGAAAACACUUUUGUUUCUGCAAAGCAAAUAACUGUACAAGGUAAAUGUACUAUGAGUGCUCUUAAUUUUCGUAAUGGUUAUAUAUCUGGAAGAAAUAGGACGAAAAUAUUAUUUACUUCAAUGUAACUUUCGAAAUUAAUGUUAAUUUAUUUUUAAUGUAAAUAUAAUGUAAUUUCUUUGUGAUAUAAAAAAAUAUACAUAUAUUAUUGCAAAUCAAAUUUGCCUUAAUAUAUUUUAUAGAAUUUAUAUUAAUAGUUACUAAAUUAUGUCAUAAGUAUCAAAAGAGA